This is a messenger RNA of Lactuca saligna, 447 nucleotides long. The record is from the annotation of a GenBank genome assembly. Lineage: Eukaryota; Viridiplantae; Streptophyta; Magnoliopsida; Asterales; Asteraceae.
AUGGAUUGUCAUGAUAGUUGUCGAACACCACCAUUACGCUCAACAACGUCGAUUAGUUUCAACGCUGCCGAUUCGGACUAUCGGCUUCCUUUUGACAUCCAAUUACGAUUACUAUUGAAUACAAGCCCUACACCGGCUACCAGAGAUUUGUUUUCAAUUUUGCUCUGUACGGUUUCUUUGGCUGCAGCAAGGUUAUUGUAUGUUCAAGCAUUUGCUCGUUUGAGUGCAGUCUAUGGCGGCACCUACGUCCUCAACAAACCACAAAGCAAGAUUCCAUUACUUUCAAAAAAACCGGUAGAGUUUGAAGAUGGGAAAGCAAUUGGUGUUACAUUAGAAGGAGAAACUGCAAAAUGCAAAAAAGUAGCUAUGGGGGCGACGUGUCGUCUCUAUAGGUCCAACAAUGGGGAUGACAACCACGAACCAACAAAAACGAUAUGUCGUCUCUAA